AUGACAGUUGAGCAUGCAAGAAAACUAAAGAGCGGUUUCGGUGGGCAAAUAAUAAUGAAAUAUUUGGAUGAUUCAUGCGAACGUGGAGAUAAAAGUAGUUGUAUUACGCUCAAUAUUGUUCAGCCCUUAUUUCCGAAGAAACUUGAAUUUGCUAAUAAUCGCUCAAUUGCUAUGGCAUCACAAAAAUCCGUAGGUUUUGUUCGUGUUUCGCGCUACUGGGAGCAAAUGACUAUGAAUCUUCGCGCUUUAAUCACCCUGGCAGGCCAAGCGAAAUUCGGAAAUAGAAAAGUCCAAGUACCAAGAGUAAAACAUUCUCAGUUUGGUAUAGGUGAUGGCUACCCUCUAGGAACCUAUUUCAAUAUGACUCAUUUUAAUCACGUACUCACUCUGGGCGAUUACGCAACUUUGGUCGGUGAGAAAGACUACGAAGCUGAAUGCUCAUUGGCUGACGCAAGUCACGUGGCCAUUUACUUUCUUUAUGAAGGUGACGAGGAAAAAACAAAACAGAUGUUACAGCUGAAUAAAAAACAGUAUGAUAACAUCAGCAAAAAAGCAGGGAAGGAUGGUUGGACCAAAUGCCCGACUCUUAGGAAAUACAUUAAAGAAAAUUUGAAGACGAAAUGUUUUUGCGUCAACGUUAGUAACUUCACUGAAUGGGACAGGUUGGAAAAUGAAGUCAUCAAAGGUGCAAAAUGUUUGACUCUCUCAAAUUGGCGUGGAAUAGGAAGAAGUUUCAGAACCCGUUUCUCUAAAAAACAUCUCAAAUUUCAUGCGAAAGACAUACAAUUUGCACUCAAACCAUCGGGAGCUAUUUUGAAGGAAGCGAACAGGUUUCGUCGUGUACUAUAUGGGCCUUAUAUUGCCGUGCACAUAAGAGCGGAAAAGGUUUUUUCGGCACACGGCCUUUCCCGACUAGUAGACUGCGUGCGCGUUUUAGCCGAGCUUGUGAAAGUGCUCAAAAUUGCAUCAGAUAUAACGCAAGUGCUGAUCGCUUCUGAUACGUCGAGCUUUGGCUCUUAUGCCUGGGAAGGACAACAGAAACAUCGGACUUUAAAGAAUCUUCACAGUUUUCUUGUAUCAAGUAUCGGUGGUAUCGAGUACAAACCAACCGCCGACGAUGUCGAUCGCGGCGUUGUUGCGUUGGUUGAAAUGACUCUUCUAGCGCGCGCGACGCAUUUAAUAACAGUUGGCAAGGGGUCUUUCCAAGAAUGGAUUGUCGCAAAAUUCCUAGAACAGCAUCGUGAAUAUGAUCAACCGCAAUGGUCGCUAAUCACAAUGUGUUCCGCUGAUUAA
Paramuricea clavata is the source of this 1293-nucleotide messenger RNA. The record is from the annotation of a GenBank genome assembly. NCBI's taxonomy places the organism in Eukaryota, Metazoa, Cnidaria, Anthozoa, Malacalcyonacea, Plexauridae.